ACUGAGAAGCAAAACUCCAUCAAUCAAACCAUUGUCCCCACACUUGCUCAUCAUCAAUCAAUGCUUCAACCACACUUUUGUUAACAAAACUCAUUAAUCCAACAAAAUCUUUCACUCUCUUUCCAAGUUUCAACAUUCCCCAAGAAGCAAAGACAGCAACUUUAACCAAGCUUCUUGAGUUUGUUGAGUAUCAAAAAGCACAACAAGAAGAAACAAGAAUGAUGAAGAAGAAAGGCACCAACAACUUUACCCUUCUGUCUUUGUUUCUGUUCCUGGGUUUGAUUCUAACUGAUGGUCUCAGCAUUGGAGUUGGAGUUGGAAUCGGCGGCGGAGAUGGUGACGACGGCGGAGUUUGGAUAGGUGGAGGAAACCCUAAUUCCAAUCCUGGCUCAGCUCCAAAGCAACAGACAACAAAUGCAGCUUACAAUGCUCUUCAAUCUUGGAAAUCUGCCAUUACAGAAGAUCCAUCUGGUGUUCUUAAGACAUGGGUUGGUGAAGAUGUUUGUUCUUACAGAGGCGUGUUCUGUUCUGGUUCAUUGAUAACCUCCAUAGAUCUAAACAAAGCAAAUCUCAAAGGCACCAUUGUUAAAGACCUCUCUUUACUCUCAGACCUAACCAUUCUUCAUCUCAAUAGCAACAGAUUCUUUGGUCAAAUCCCAGAUUCUUUCAAGAAUCUUGAUUCUCUUCAAGAACUCGAUCUCAGCAACAACAGAUUCUCCGGUUCUUUCCCUCAAGUCACACUCUACAUCCCAAAUCUGGUUUACCUCGAUCUCCGGUUCAACAAUUUCACUGGCUCUAUACCGGAAAAUCUCUUCAACAAACAAUUAGACGCGAUUCUUCUCAACAACAAUCAAUUCACCGGAGAAAUUCCUGGGAAUCUCGGUUACUCUACAGCUUCGGUGAUUAAUCUCGCUAAUAACAAAUUAUCCGGCGAAAUCCCGACGAGUUUUGGUAUCACCGGUUCGAAAUUGAAAGAGGUUCUGUUUCUCAAUAACCAGUUAACCGGUUGUAUACCGGAAUCAGUCGGUUUAUUCUCCGACAUUGAAGUGUUUGAUGUUAGCUUCAAUUCUUUGAUGGGUCAUGUCCCUGAUACGAUCUCUUGCUUAUCGGAGAUUGAAGUUUUAAAUCUCGGACACAACAAAUUCUCCGGUGAUCUUCCUGAUUUGGUUUGCACUUUGAGGAAUCUGAUAAACCUGACGGUUUCUUUCAAUUUCUUCUCUGGGUUUAGCUCUCAGUGCUCGAGUCUUAGCGUUGGGUUUGAUUUCACCGGAAAUUGUAUUCCCGGUAAGGGUUAUCAACGGCCGCAACCGGAUUGUUCGGCGAUUCCCGGUGGACAAUUGAGCUGUCUUAGAAUUCCGGCGCAGCCGUUAACGUGUGCUGCGAUUAGCGUGGGAUUGUCAUCUCCAUGAAAACACAAAGUUGGAAGCUUUUUUUGUUUUUUUGGUAAUUGUAUUGGUUAUGCAAUUGUGUGAAGAAAAUGGUUUUUAUCAGUUACAUUAUUAAUCAAACUGAUUUAGUAGA
Arabidopsis arenosa is the source of this 1521-nucleotide messenger RNA. Lineage: Eukaryota; Viridiplantae; Streptophyta; Magnoliopsida; Brassicales; Brassicaceae. The record is from the annotation of a GenBank genome assembly.